Molecule: messenger RNA, 5856 nt
Organism: Sabethes cyaneus
Lineage: Eukaryota; Metazoa; Arthropoda; Insecta; Diptera; Culicidae
Exons: 11
Coding region: 1-5856 (1951 amino acids)
Molecular function (GO): transcription coactivator activity
Source: RefSeq, a predicted model, not a curated record
AUGGAAAAAGAAAAGGAAAAAGUAAAAGCGAAACCGCAUCGUAAGAAAUCGUCGGAGUUCAGAAAAGAUAAUCUUCCGACACCACCACCUGAUCCAACGCUCGGCCUUUCAAUGACCGAUUCCAAUGUGGAGAGUCCUUUGGAUACCGUAUCGGCGCCGGACAGCGGCGCUGAUCUCAAUACGGAUCCGUUUAAGCGUUUGUUCACCUAUACCGAACGGGAAAGUUUAUUCCUAAAGCUUUUGUGUGAUAAUGAUAGUGCUUCUAGUCUAAACAAAAACUUAUUGCCGACGGUUGGGACGAUCACGGCAAGUGGAACUGCAGAAGGUCGAACAAUUAGUGACAGUACAUCGACGUUGGAAAGUACCGAAGCUCCAUUUGAUUCUCCCAACGAUUUUCUGAUGUUACUGAACCGUACGGGUCCGUCGGUUGCUGCCGCUCUCUCUACUAAGGGUGCUCUCGAUCAGCUCGAUCGGUUGCAUGAUCUCAUCAAACAACUGCUUACCCUGCAGGAGCAAACUAUGAGGAUGCAUUGGCAGCUGAAAAAUGUAGAAACGCUGCGGAAACUGAAGUUGAUGCAGAACACGAUGAUUCGAGAUCCUGAGGGAUUUCUUUCGAGCAACUCAAUGCAGGAUGACAAUUCGGAUAAUGACCUGCUAGACAAUGAAAUCGAACAAAAUCUGGCUCUAUUAGAAACGAUCCUUGCGGCUGGUAAUACUGCCAGCAGUAAACGGAGUAGCUCGAAACGCGAACGCAGUAAAUCCGUGAUCAACGACGAAAUUGGUGGUUUUCAAUCCACUUUCGGUGCCAGCAAAGAAUCUAGUAGAAAUUAUCCACUGCGACGACAGAGUGCCAUAUCUGAUUUUAAACCUAAGGUUUCCAAAUGGACUAAAGUGAAAGCUGCUUUUAAGUGGGAAAAAACCAGUGCCUUACCGGCGAAUGAAAUCAAAACUUCAGAAGCCAUGAUGAUCCCGAUCAACAAUGAAGUGGCACGUUAUCUUCGAGUGCCAUCUGUACCAUGCGUUGGCAGUUCUGGUGAUUCAGUAUUCAGUUCUUCGUCAGGCAUUGUCGUCAGCGGUGGUUCCGGACCGGGAACGCCCGGUGAAAAUAGUUUGGCUAGUUCAAACGAAGAUCUCACCGAUUUGAUCGACGACUGCCGCGGCAACGGCAGAGCGACCAAGCGUGACUCCGUGAAGAGUACUGAUCAGUCUCGGACGCAGGAUGAAGAUUCGCGGCGCAGUAAAUCUUUAGACGGUGAGGCAAUCUUGGAUCCCAUACGGCAAUUAGACAAGAAUAAAAACAAAUCCGCCUGGAGUAAAGUUAAAGGAAUCGUAAAAAAUCAUCGGGGAUCACUCAAAUCUAACGGAUCGCGAAAGAAUUUAAAGUCAUCGAACAGUGUUGGCUGCAGUCGGGAAGCAAGCCCGUGCGAUUCAUUGGAAGCAAGCGAGCUGCAACGAGAUCGUUCGGAUUCUUUGUCAUCUAAUCAGACUUCUCCCGGUAACAGAAAUAAUACCCCGACUUUUUUGGCCCUUCCGUCCGGUGAUAAUAACAGUUGCCCAAAUUCACCAUGUGGAUCACUGCCCGCUACUUUCUCUAGCGACGAUAACGACUGUAAGUCAGACAGCAAACUUGGCCGUACUGGGAGUGGAGAGCGAGGCGCUUCUUCGAUAGGUGCUACAAAAGAAUCCACAGUAAGUCGGAGCUCACGGAAAAGCCGGCAUAUACCUGAUAUCGAAUCCGUACCUGAGGGACUGCCCAUAGAUCCCAAACAAAGCAGUAUUUGUAGUAAACCGAGAAAAUCUCCCCCUAAACCACUUUGCCUUCGCCAGGAUUCUCAGGAAACUGAAAAUAUUGCUGAUCAAUCCCUUUCGUCACCUGCAUCUCAGCGAGAGCACUCGAAAAGUUCACCGAAACGGAAAAGUUACGGUGGAGAUGAGACAUCGGCACCUGAGAGCCCUUCAAAAGCGUAUGAAUUCUUCGAAGGAGAAAUUGAAGAUAUAUCCAGCGAAGAUGUGUCGGAUCAAAACACACCACACAGAAGAUCGUCUCCCAAAACGAAGAACCUAUUACGACAACGGGAAGAAAUUGAACAGCGCUAUAUGGAACUUCAGAAUAAGCUGCAGCGGGAAUUCGAUGCCAAGCAGCAGGAAUGGGAACGACUGCGUCCUGCUGCCCUUCUCCUCACCAACAGCCCCAUUUUAAUUCUAGUAAACCAAUAUCUGAGAGACGACACUCCGCCCAGUCCAAAGCGAGAACAGCAAGCGCCUAUCGUGGAGGAAAAUCUUUCGCCUGACUUCAAGAAAAAGUUGACUGAGUGGCGCAUCAAGCAUCAGCCACAGCACAAGCCCAGUGCGUCGAAAGAUUGGCCUACAGAUGGGAAAAAGAAAGCCACCACCGACUGGCAGCUAUGGAAAACCGGUCAAAUUAAACUGGAAGGACAGGGUCUGACACAGCUCCCAAAUGCAAAAGAUUUACCAGAGGAUUUUCAGAAGAAGCUAUCUGAAUGGAAACAAAUGAAGGCUGCUAAUAAGGUUCCGUCGUACAGCACCCAGAGUUCACAGUUGAGUGAAGCUUCUAUGAAGAGACAGCACAGUAAAUCUACCGGAGCGACAGCGAAGAAAUCGAAGCCUACAGAAGAGCACAAGGGUGAGGGACUAUCUAAGCUAAAGGCACUGGUUGGUACCGAUCCGCCAAAGAAGGAAUUGGUCGUUCAGACAACAAAAGGAUUCAUCAAGUUCGAAGGCAUUUCAAGGAAAUUUACUCGCCGGUUGUUUGAAUGGGAAAAGGCAAAGGGAAUUGGGCCAGAAGCAUCAACAAUUGCACUGCUACAUCCGGGUUAUGCUCCUGUAGUAGUCGAAAAUAGUGGCGAUGUUUUCGAAACAAAACGAGAAAAAUCCCCUGGACUCGGUCGAUCGUUAUCAAUGGACAGCAUUUCACCAAAUCCUACGGCUCCAUCGAUUUCACAUCAACCUUCCAGUUUAUCGCUGAAUGAUGCUGAUGAACGAAAAGAAAAUGACGAAAUGGAUGCAGUUGCCAACCGGAGAGUGUCUUCCUAUCCAGAGUUAGAACUAUCGGUGGAGCGAGAAGAACCGCGUGCGGUAUUAGUGGAAGUCGAGGAAGAUGUGCUGGAGGUCACUGAUUCACUCACAGGACCGGUUGCCCGUCCUAUAGUGGAUUGCGCCGUUAGGCAGAACGAAGCAGAAGCUGACUACAAUGCAAGACAAUCCAGCAGCAGUGGAACAAUCCUAAAAGACUCCACUAAAUUACUUAUUCGGCUCCGUGAGCAGGAUUCCGUCGAUCGGGAUGAAGUUCGUCGACUAAAGAUAGUCCUUCGGGCGCUGAUCGCAACUUUACCAGAGUUUGUAGAAUCUGGUUCUCGAGAUAGUAUAGCAUUUUUUGCCUAUAUGAAAGAUCUUGCGCAGGAUAUUCUGCGUCACUUGCAUCAUUUCGAAGACGGUUCACUUAAACAUGCCAGUGAGGUAUUGGAAAAUGUUCAGCGGAUCAACUCACUAGUGGCAGACUUGAAAAAAUCGCUUCAUUCAUACAUGAAGUAUGCAUCAGCUGUGGCUCGAAAUGAUGAAGAAAUCCCACAAAUCAGUAUUACUCCAGCAUAUGGAGUUCAGGCGACCAGUACGAUCCAAAAAUCCGAUGAUGGUCUGCGUAGUAUGGCAACGAUCAACGUAACUCCUACAUUCUUGUGUAAUGCUGUAAAGGUCAACAUGGUCGAUAUGAGCAUGGUGCAAACGCGUCAAUUUCCGAUCAGCUCCGAAUCCGAUCCGAUUCCACUAACUUCCCAAUCCCCCGAUUCUUCUACCCAUGUGGAAGGUGCAACCGCAUUGGAGGAUAGAUCAGAAAGUAGAAAGGUUGCGCGCAAUUUAAGCAAUGGAUCGAGGAAGAAAACCCGAAUCAAACGUAUGGGCUCCCGGCAGAACAGCAAAACUGAAAGUGACAGUGAUGAAAGUCCAGCAAACUACGUUUUGGAGGUUCCAAGAAAAACGAAGCGCAAAACAAGUCGGGCCAAAAAGCCUUCUGAUUCGACGGAGAAACUGGUCCAACCGCAGCAAUCAGAAGAAAUAAUCUAUGUGCUUAAAAUCAAGUCUGGCCAGAAAACAGAGCUGCCAGAAAAAGUGUUGAGCAAUUCGGUUACUGCUAUUGGAGAAAUUGCAUUAUCUUCAGUAGAAACACCAAUAACACAGCCAGAAAACGAUGGUAGCUCAAAUUCAAUCAAUUGCACAGCAAAUGUAUUGGUGAAAACUAAGCGAAAAAUUUUUACUCCUGUUGAAGGCGAGAGCUCUAAUAAUGUGGCUUCAAUUAUAUCGCCCACGGUAGUUAGUCGCGAGAUUGAAUCUUCUAGCACUUCCGAUAGAAACGAUCAACCUGAAUUGCCAAAGAAUGAACCGAAAAUCAUAACGAAUUUGCCUCCGCUGCCACAAUCUCCGAGUACUCAACGAAGAUUAGAGAUGCUGAAAAACAAUACUGCUAAGGAGCUUUCCCCGAACAUUCGGUUAAUGGUGGCAAAAUAUAAUCAGCGGUUAUCCUCUGAACGAACAGGAAAUUCUCCGGCUAGUUCUGGAUCGUGUUCGCCGGUUGCCUGGAGAUCACCGGUUCUUGAUCGCCGAGUGAAAAAGCAGACAGAAAAAUACCAGGAAAGCAUUCAACUAUCUAAAUCAGCCAGCGCUGGCAGUAUUCGGAAAUCGCUAAAGCAAUUGGAAGCUACUCAGAAGAACGCUGGAAAUACCGGAGCAGUUCCUGGAGAAAAUAACAAAGUAAUGAAAUCUUCCAGCACUGGAAUGAUUGACUCAAAUCGAAAAAAGCCUAAGAGUACGGAUGAAGAGGGUGAUCACAGUGAUUCGCCGAAAAUGACGUUUCUUGCAUAUGACAGUCUACGUCGUAAGGAUACGUUAACGCGAAUGGAGAGAAAAGAGAUGGAACAGGAAAGUAUAAAAAAGAUGGAAACACUAAAAAAGGAACGACUGUAUAAGAAAAAAACUGAAUCUCCAAAAGGAUCCGGUACUGGGGCGAUUAGAAAAGUCUCAAGGGAAAAAUACACGAGAUGUCGUUCAGUUCCAGGAGAAGAUGUAACAGAACCUGUAAAAACAAGCGAAAAGAAACCACCCAGUCCUCGAUUGGCACUGAGGAGGAAACACUCCGAGCGAGAAGCAGCACGGUCAGAACCGACGACUCCACUAGAUGAGAACAAAGGUCUGACUCAGAUGAGCCAGCGCGCGUUAAAACUAAGAAAAGCGAAAGAAGAGUUUUUGAGAAGCUCCUCCGUAGCAGUUAAAGCAGAUCAGCGGCAACAAAUGUGGAACAAUCGUAUCAGUCAGAUUAGUAUGGCAAGUGCUAGCAGUGCAGAUGAUGCACUACUAAUGAAAAGUGCUAGUGCUGGUAUAUUGGUCGGAAAUACGGGUGAUGGUGGUGAUAGCCAGAAAGAGAGUGCAUUUGAAUCCCUGCCAAGGAACUCGUCCGGAAUGUUGAGCAGUGGUGGAACCAUUGAUGAGGUUUCUUCGAGGUCUACCAGUGCACAUAGCAGUCGGUUUGGUCUGUCGAAUUUGGCGUCGAAGUUGAGAAAGGUAAAACUUAGAAGAAGCAGCAAAGAUCUCAGCAAGAUGCAAACCAUUUCCACACUCUGUCGACAGAGUCUAAUGGUAGACAUCAGUGGCGAAGCCAUGAGAAUGGGCAGCGAGCAGAAUCUUGGGCAGAGUGCCGAUGAUGGAGUCGGCGGGGAGUCCUUGAAAAAGUCAGGUAGUGUGCAGGCUAUUUGCAAUCGGUUUCGCAAGAGCCACGAACGAAGUGAUGAACUCAAGAAAAGUAGAAGUUUAGGAUUUUUGGAACCAGAUCGCAAGGGGACACAUUAA